AUGGUGAGAAUAUUAUUUACACUUCAGCUAGCUGUGUUGUUUUGUACUGGGAUAGAGAGGCACCCCUGUGUGUGUGUACAUACACAGCUGUUGACACUUGGUCAAGUUGACAAUAAACUCCUUUUGUUCAAACACCUGUUCUCAGCUAAAAUUUUCCUGAAAGGUCCUUUGAUAGCAUCUCCUCCCACUCCUCCUCGCACUGCAUCUCCUCCCUCUCCUCCUCCUCGCACUGCAUCUCCUCUCUCUCCUCCUCCUAGCUCCACAUCUCCUCCUCCUCACUCAGCAUCUCCUCCUCCUGUCACAGCAUCUAUUAAACAUCCAACUGCAAGCUCCUCUCCUGUUCCAAAUCCAACUCCCAACUCUCCCAUAUACUUCAAGGGAGAGCACCACAUCCUCUCAAACUUCUAUCCAUGUGUUCUAAUGUUCCAGGGUCUUACAUUUCAGAGUUCGGAACAUUUGUAUCAGUACUUAAAAGCUGUCGAGCACUCUGACCCCUAUCUAGCAAACCAAAUUCAAAACGCUCCGACAGCAAAAAUAAGUAAACAAAUUUCAAAACUUGUAAAUACCACCUCCCAUUGGCAUUCAAUCAAAAACAAAAUUAUGCUAAAAGUUUUGGCUAUUAAAUUCAACCAAUGUGCUGAGUUCAAAAAUUACCUUCUCAGCACAAACAAAAGGGUACUGAUACAUAAUGUUGCGGACUCAUAUUGGGGCACUGGUUGGAAUGGCAAAGGCAAAAAUAUUCAAGGUAAACUCCUAAUGCAGUUUAGGCAUAAAAUGGCCAAUGCAACCAGUGCUCCAUCAGUAAGUUCCCCUACAGUUCCAGCACCUAUCCCAACAACAGCUUCAUCAAUUCCUCACCCUGUACCCAUACCAAGUCCUCCAGCAGCUCCCGCAACUAUUUCCCCUAUUACAAUGCACCCUGUAACCGUCCAAGGUACUGCAUCAGCUCCGUCAAUUCCAGCACAUAUCCCUACUGCAGCUUCAUCAAUUCCUCCUGCUUCAGCUCCGUCAAUUACACCAGCUACAAGCCAUCCUGUACUCAUCCGGAGUCCUUCAGCAGCUCCCUUAAUUACUCUCCCUAUAGGUCCUACAACAGCUUCCUCUGUAGAAACCCCUACAUCUCCUCAGUCUCCGGUUCAGUCUAUUAGUUAUUCAGAACGAAUUGCGGUUAUUGGUCAAAAUCAUGUGUUAGAAAUAGGAAAUAGUGUAGCAAAUGGUUCU
Saccostrea cuccullata (small rock oyster) is the source of this 1221-nucleotide messenger RNA. RefSeq names its product homeobox protein Hox-A3-like. NCBI's taxonomy places the organism in Eukaryota, Metazoa, Mollusca, Bivalvia, Ostreida, Ostreidae. The record is from RefSeq and is a predicted model, not a curated record. The annotation marks the transcript as partial. The transcript has 2 exons.